Molecule: messenger RNA, 2148 nt
Organism: Saccharomyces cerevisiae S288C
Lineage: Eukaryota; Fungi; Ascomycota; Saccharomycetes; Saccharomycetales; Saccharomycetaceae
Gene: YDR109C
Product: putative phosphotransferase
Exons: 1
Coding region: 1-2148 (715 amino acids)
Biological process (GO): carbohydrate metabolic process
Molecular function (GO): kinase activity; D-ribulokinase activity; phosphotransferase activity, alcohol group as acceptor
Source: RefSeq, marked reviewed
AUGAAAAGCAGGAAACGCCAAAACAAUAUGCAAAAUGAAACACGGGAGCCAGCGGUAUUGUCGUCACAGGAAACCUCGAUUUCUCGCAUUUCUCCACAAGAUCCAGAAGCAAAAUUCUACGUUGGUGUAGAUGUCGGAACAGGCUCUGCAAGGGCAUGUGUUAUCGAUCAAUCUGGUAACAUGUUGUCGCUAGCAGAAAAACCCAUAAAAAGGGAACAAUUGAUAUCCAAUUUUAUUACUCAGUCUUCAAGAGAAAUCUGGAAUGCAGUUUGCUAUUGUGUUAGAACUGUUGUUGAAGAAUCAGGAGUUGACCCUGAAAGAGUUCGUGGAAUUGGUUUUGAUGCGACUUGUUCCUUAGUAGUCGUAUCCGCUACCAAUUUUGAAGAAAUUGCAGUUGGACCGGAUUUUACCAAUAAUGACCAGAAUAUCAUAUUAUGGAUGGACCAUAGGGCGAUGAAGGAGACUGAAGAAAUCAACUCAUCUGGUGAUAAAUGUUUAAAAUAUGUGGGAGGGCAAAUGUCUGUUGAAAUGGAAAUUCCGAAGAUUAAGUGGUUGAAGAACAACUUAGAAGCUGGAAUUUUUCAGGAUUGUAAGUUUUUUGACCUUCCGGAUUACUUGACUUUCAAAGCCACGGGAAAAGAGAAUAGGUCAUUUUGUUCUGCUGUUUGUAAGCAGGGAUUUCUACCAGUGGGUGUCGAAGGUUCCGAUAUAGGCUGGUCCAAAGAAUUCUUAAAUUCAAUUGGGCUUUCAGAGCUUACGAAGAAUGAUUUUGAAAGACUGGGUGGAUCGUUAAGGGAAAAAAAAAACUUUCUGACCGCAGGUGAAUGUAUCAGCCCGUUAGAUAAAAAGGCUGCCUGUCAAUUAGGCUUGACAGAGCAUUGUGUAGUAAGUUCAGGAAUUAUUGAUGCAUAUGCAGGCUGGGUAGGGACGGUAGCCGCCAAGCCGGAAUCAGCAGUAAAAGGUCUUGCCGAGACCGAAAAUUAUAAAAAGGAUUUCAAUGGUGCAAUUGGCAGAUUGGCAGCUGUUGCCGGUACGUCUACGUGUCAUAUUUUGUUAUCAAAAAACCCUAUAUUUGUCCAUGGCGUUUGGGGGCCUUAUAGAGAUGUCCUUGCAAGAGGCUUUUGGGCGGCAGAAGGCGGCCAAAGCUGUACAGGCGUUCUUUUAGAUCAUUUAAUAACGACGCAUCCAGCUUUCACUGAGCUAUCCCAUAUGGCUAAUUUGGCAGGUGUGUCGAAAUUCGAAUAUUUAAACAAAAUACUUGAAACCUUGGUCGAGAAGCGCAAAGUAAGAUCUGUUAUUUCUUUAGCUAAGCACUUGUUUUUUUAUGGUGACUAUCACGGUAAUCGAUCACCGAUAGCAGAUCCGAAUAUGCGCGCUUGUAUUAUAGGACAAUCUAUGGAUAACUCAAUUGAAGACUUAGCGGUUAUGUAUUUGAGUGCCUGUGAAUUCAUAUCACAACAAACAAGACAAAUCAUUGAAGUAAUGCUAAAAAGUGGGCAUGAAAUAAAUGCUAUUUUCAUGUCAGGUGGACAGUGUCGAAAUAGCUUGUUGAUGAGGUUGUUGGCUGAUUGUACUGGCCUGCCGAUAGUGAUUCCUCGAUACGUUGACGCUGCAGUUGUAUUUGGUUCUGCCUUGCUUGGGGCUGCAGCAAGUGAAGAUUUUGAUUAUACCAGGGAAAAAAGAACUCUCAAAGGCCAAAAAUCUUCUCAGACAAAGACGGAACGUUUUAACGAUUCAUAUUCGUCGAUACAAAAGUUAUCAAUGGAAGAUCGAAACUCGACAAAUGGCUUUGUAUCCCCACAUAAUCUACAACUUUCAACUCCAAGUGCGCCUGCCAAAAUAAAUAACUAUUCUCUUCCGAUUUGCACACAACAACCACUUGACAAAACCUCUGAGGAAAGUAGUAAGGAUGCUUCAUUGACCGUGGGACAGGAGAGCCUAGGAGAGGGAAGAUAUAACGGGACAAGUUUUCUAUGGAAAGUUAUGCAAGAGCUAACGGGUAAUGCAAGAAUUGUCAAUCCAAAUGAGAAAACUCAUCCAGAUAGAAUUCUUUUAGACACGAAGUACCAAAUUUUUCUCGAUAUGAUUGAAACACAGAGAAAAUAUAGGCGUAUGGUAGAUAAAGUAGAAGGGUCCUUUAGUAGAUAA